ACCGGGAUCCCCAGCCCGGUUUAGUGAUCGGAGCACGCCGCCAAGGCAGCGCGGAGGCUCCGGGUCCAUCCUCAAGCCUUGAUGUGGAAUCCCUCCCAGCAGUGAAAGGACAUAACCAUGGCAGGGAAGAGUAGCAAACCCAAGGGUCGCAAAGGCAAAGGCUCCAAGAAGAAACAAAAGAAGGAGGAGAAGGAAGUAGAUCUCCUCAGCCCAGCUGCAAUGCUCAAUGCUUACUACAUCUGUCACAAUGCCCGCCUUCUCCAGCUCCGGGGCUUUCCCUGGCCUGGUGCCCCCAAAAAGAAGGGGAAGAGAGGAAA
Messenger RNA from Calypte anna (Anna's hummingbird), 317 nucleotides. It is a transcript of the gene SMKR1, whose product is annotated as small lysine rich protein 1. NCBI's taxonomy places the organism in Eukaryota, Metazoa, Chordata, Aves, Apodiformes, Trochilidae. The record is from RefSeq and is a predicted model, not a curated record.